Drosophila mauritiana is the source of this 326-nucleotide messenger RNA. RefSeq lists its product as uncharacterized. The transcript has a single exon. Lineage: Eukaryota; Metazoa; Arthropoda; Insecta; Diptera; Drosophilidae. The record is from RefSeq and is a predicted model, not a curated record. The coding region runs from base 15 to 161 and encodes 48 amino acids.
UAUAAUCUGCAACGAUGCAUUGCUAUAUUCCUAUUGCGUUUUGCCUGUUCGCUCUUUUGGAUUUGACAAACGGGGUGAACGAAAAGGAAAGUUCUACCUAUUGUGGACCCUAUGGUGUGUGCUGGGAUAAAAGAUUUAAUAUGUGGCCCAAGGGAAAGUAAAGAAAAAAGCUUGUGACUUGUAAUUAUGAUACCAGAAAAAGAUAAAAAGUGACUUUCGAUAAUAAAGUUGGUUGUACGUAGGUUUAAUACUUAAAAGGUAUGAUACAAGCUUUAAAGUAAAUAACAUUACUUGUUCGAAAUAGGUUAUUUCUUAUUAUUCCUCAG